Eruca vesicaria subsp. sativa (arugula) is the source of this 1438-nucleotide messenger RNA. The record is from the annotation of a GenBank genome assembly. NCBI's taxonomy places the organism in Eukaryota, Viridiplantae, Streptophyta, Magnoliopsida, Brassicales, Brassicaceae.
ACAAUUCUAAGCUUUGCCUUUAGGGUUCCAUCUUCCUUGUUCUAUAUUAAUAAUCCUUCCUCCUCUCUGAUUUCUUUAAAAAAAUCAAAAUGGAUAUUCUUAAGUUUUCCAUCUCCCUUCUCCUUGUUUCUUUCCUCCUCGCCGUCUCCGUCUCCUCAUCGACGGACGGCGAUGAUGUGGUGAUCCGGCAGGUGGUCGAUGGAGGAGCGGAGGCCAAUGUAUUAUCGUCGGAAGAUCACUUUUCUCUGUUCAAGAGCAAGUUCGGGAAGGUCUACGCUUCCAGGGAGGAGCACGAUUACAGGUUGUCCGUAUUCAAAGCGAAUGUGAGGCGAGCGAGGCGUCACCAGAAGAUGGAUCCCUCUGCACGUCACGGAGUUACACAGUUCUCGGAUCUGACUCGGUCUGAGUUUAAGAAGAAGCAUCUCGGUGUCAGAGGCGGGUUUAAGCUUCCCAAAGACGCCAACAAGGCUCCGAUUCUCCCUACAGAGAAUCUCCCUGAGGAUUUCGAUUGGAGAGAUCACGGAGCUGUUACUCCCGUCAAAAACCAGGGAUCAUGCGGAUCUUGCUGGAGUUUCAGUGCCACCGGAGCUCUUGAAGGUGCUAACUUCCUCGCCACCGGCAAACUCGUCAGCCUUAGCGAACAACAGCUCGUCGACUGUGAUCACGAGUGUGACCCAGAGGAGGCGGGUUCAUGCGACUCUGGUUGCAACGGUGGCCUCAUGAACAGCGCUUUUGAAUACACCCUCAAAACCGGAGGCCUCAUGACUGAAGAUGACUAUCCUUACACCGGCAAGGACGGCCCCGUCUGCAAGUUAGACAAGUCCAAGAUCGUUGCCUCUGUCUCCAACUUCAGUGUCAUCUCCAUUGAUGAACAACAGAUUGCUGCCAACCUUGUUAAAAACGGACCUCUUGCUGUAGCCAUCAACGCUGCCUAUAUGCAGACUUACAUUGGUGGAGUCUCCUGCCCUUACAUAUGCACCAGGAGCCUCAACCACGGUGUCUUAUUGGUCGGUUAUGGCUCCGCUGGUUACGCUCCUGCUAGGUUCAAGGAGAAGCCUUUCUGGAUCAUCAAGAACUCUUGGGGUGAGACUUGGGGUGAGAAUGGUUUCUAUAAGAUUUGCAAAGGCCGUAACAUAUGUGGCGUUGACAGUCUUGUCUCUACCGUUUCAGCCGCCGUCUCCACCACUUCACAUUAACUUAGCAGCAGGGCCUCGUUAAAUAAAAUUAAUUCACUCUGGUGAUUUGUGUGAGCGAGCACUCUUUGCAUUGACUCUCUAUUCCCUCUCUGCUUUUUUUAAAGAAAGAUGAAGUUUGUAAAUAAAAGUUGUAUCCAUCCUUCGUUGAGCAAAUCAAUACCAUGAGUCCAUGACAACCGCGGUUGAUUUAUGUUAUGGCUCACUUAUGGGCCCCUAGCUAUCAGUUCAAAGUUCCAAGUUUC